Molecule: messenger RNA, 540 nt
Organism: Psylliodes chrysocephalus
Lineage: Eukaryota; Metazoa; Arthropoda; Insecta; Coleoptera; Chrysomelidae
Source: the annotation of a GenBank genome assembly
AUGUCAAACUUAAAUUUUUGUCAGAUUUUCCAUAAUAAUUUCUGUAAUAAAAUGGGAAACUCAGUUGUUUGCGAUGCUUCUAAAACGCCAAAUGAAAGCCUUAUCAAUUUAUCCGAACCGUGUGUAAAAUGGAUAACAACGGAAAAACAACAACCUCAACAACAAGAACAACAACGACCUAAAAAAUUAGAAAAACCCACAAUUUCACAAAUGGAACUGUCAGAAGAGACUUGGAGGAAACGAUUGAUCAAAUUAGACCAUCAACAUUCGAUAGAAAACAAUCUAACGACGGAUGGUAUAAACAAGAUGUUUAAUAAAGUCGAAGAAGAUAUCGGUGGUAAAGAAAAAAUGGAUUGUCAUUCGCGAAUGAUUAUCGAUUGCUUGAAAGAGAACGAGAAUACGGGGAUAAGUAUAAUAAAAUGCAAACAGAUACUCGAUGAAUUUAUUGAAUGUACUGAUAUGGCGCGGUCAGAAAAAUUAAAACAGAUAUUAAAUGAUAAAGAACAUUUUAUAAAACGUGAAAUACAUAUAAAUGAAUAA